AUGCACCUAUAUAUCAAUCUAAAGGGAAGAAAACAAAAAAAGAAGCCUACUCGCCAAACAGUUAUUGAAACGGUGACAGAUAGAAUUAGCAACUUACCAGGUCAUGUAAUAGACCAAAUUCUGUCUUACUUGCCAAUUAGGGAAGCGGUGAGAACAAGUGUUUUAUCCAAAAUAUGGAAGAACAAAUGGUAUACACUUCCAAAUCUUGUGUUUAAUAAACAAGGUGUAGCUUCCGAAGGCGCUUUAGUUAAUCAGAGCAAGUUUGUGAAAAUUGUUGAUCAUGUACUUUUACUUCAUUCGGGGCCAACCAACAUGUUCAAGUUCUCUGAAUAUGAUCUUAUUUGUGAUGUUCUCGUGACUGAUAUUGAUAGAUGGGUUCUUCAUCUAACCGGAAGGUCUAUUAAGAAGCUUGUGUUGGAAUUUCUGCCACAUGAAGAAAAAGAAUACUAUAAGAUACCUUGGUGCUUAUUCUCUUGUCGAAGUUUACAUCAUUUAAAACUAAAGUGCUGUUGGCUUAAACCUCCAAAAGAGUUUCGAGGCUUUAGGAAUUUGAGAAGUCUUGAUCUAAAUUUGGUUACUAUGGCUCAAGAUGCUUUUGAAAAAAUGAUAUAUGGAUGCCCUUUGCUUGAAAAAUUGAAAUUGAAAGAAGUUGAUGGUUUAACCCAAAUUAAUAUUCACUCACCAAAUCUCAAGAUUUUUGAAGUUUUUGGUGAAUUUGAGGGUAUUAGCUUUGAGAAAACUUUCCAAUUAGUUACGGUAAUAGUUGAUUCAAGGUUGAAUUUGAUCCCCGAAAACAAUCAAAGUACAUUGCAUAGACGCUCAAGCAAUUUGCUCGAUUUUCUCGAUCGUCGACCUCACCUGCAAAGCCUAGUGAUUGGUAGUUGCUUUUUAAAGUAUUUGGCUGCAGGUCUUUUGCCAAUAAAGCUUCCUACCCCUUGUAUUGGCCUAAGUUAUCUUUCCUUAAGCAUAAACUUUGAUGACUUGAAGGAAAUUUCGGCUGCUCUUUGCUUGCUCAGAAGCUCACCUAAUCUUCAAAAAUUAGAUAUAUCUGCACGGAUUGAGCAUCAUACUGUCCCUUUGACACCAGUCACUGUCUACCAUUGGAAUAAUACAUUUUCAAGGCCAGCCACACCCAUCCGAGUGCGACACGUGGCCAUAGAUAGCAUCUCUGGUUUCCAACCUGAACUGGAUUUUAUCAGAUUUCUACUUCUCUAUUCGCCUGUGCUAGAAAAGAUGACUGUGAAGCCUAUUGUGAAUGUCAGGCCAGAGUUGGUUCCAGAACUGAUUCGGUUCAAAAGAGCGUCAGGAGAAGCUGAAGUUAUUUACGAGGUGGAAGACUCUUCAUAA
Molecule: messenger RNA, 1347 nt
Organism: Lathyrus sativus (Indian pea)
Lineage: Eukaryota; Viridiplantae; Streptophyta; Magnoliopsida; Fabales; Fabaceae
Source: the annotation of a GenBank genome assembly